UCGCGGUCUUCAUAUAUGUAUAUAAUGGAGUCCAUUCGGAUGAGAGACGGUUUUAAAGGGGCGAAUAGGAUUCUCCGGCGACGGAAUCGAUAACGCAUUUCUCCGUUGGAACCGGGCCUUUAUACCGGCUUUUAGCGCGUUUCGGGCUGCCGGCGGUCCACCUCUCUCCGAUACCCCUGAGCCCUUUCGUCUCCGAUCAGACGUGUCCCCGGUUUCUUCAAAACGAAAUCACCAAUCACCCUUGUUGUUGAUUCCACUCGAUCAAAUCAAACGGCGACGGUUACCAUAUCCGACGAUGAGGUCGAGCCAUCGCCGGAUUUGAGCCACCGCGAAGCAUGGCGAGGAAGAAGGCCCGCACCGCCCCACCCCCGGCUUCGCUGGAGGGCGGGGCCGGGAGGGCGGUGGCGGCCGCUGCCCGUUGGCAGCCGGUGAUCCUGAAGCAACCGUCGAAACCGUCGGCCCGGCUUGCGGAGGUUGCCGGGGGGACGGCGGCUGGUUGCGCGGCGGUGUGCUGCUGCUGCCCAUGCGGGUUGGCGAACCUUCUGGUGCUUAUGGUGGUGCGGCUGCCGGCGGUGCUCUGCCAGCGGGCGCUGAAGGCUAGGACGAAGCGGCGGGCCGUGAUCAAGAAGCCGAAGGACGGGCGGUUCGGCUCCAAGCAGGACGGCAGCGGCGGCAGGGUCCGGGCGGGGAAUGAGGAGGGCGUGGGUCUCCACGGGGCGGUGGCUGUGGCUGUGGCAGGGGAGGCAUGGCCGGCGAAGCCGCCGCCAGCGGAGGCGACGGAGAUGGAGAAGGAGAUGUGGGCUAAGUUCUGCGCCGCGGGGUUUUGGAGGAGCCCGUCACAAAGAGAAGAGGAGGAGGAACGACCGUAACGGCAUCGGCAUCGGCAUCGGCAGCGGACUUGAUUUUUACUGUUCGGCUCGUGACCGCUGCAUUCCACAGAAGGAGAUGUGCUUCGAAGAUCUUAUAUAUAAAAUUUUAAUAUAGUUGGGGAGACGA
Molecule: messenger RNA, 996 nt
Organism: Elaeis guineensis (African oil palm)
Lineage: Eukaryota; Viridiplantae; Streptophyta; Magnoliopsida; Arecales; Arecaceae
Source: RefSeq, a predicted model, not a curated record